AUGCAGUAUAAAGAUUUCAACUCAACAGCUGAUUAUGCUCAAGGUCGAUUUGAUAAAAUUCAGGCAUCCAUUACUCCUGCUACUGCCGCCGCUACUGUUACCACACCAACUACCAGCACUCCUCCAACUUCACCUUCUUCUUCAACGUCACCACCAUCCCCACCACCACCUCAAUCAUCGCACAUCACAUCACCACCUGUGACACAAUCUGCUGCAGAUGUUGAACAUUUAAAUCAAAUUAAUCAUUUUUUUGAAAAUCCAACAAGUUUAAUACGUUUCUAUCGUGGUGGACUAAUCAAUGUCACUAUCCUCAUAGGAUUAUUUGAUCGAUAUACCGGAGUACCAUUGAUUGGUGUUAUUAAUCAACCAUUUUAUUUAAUUGAUUUAUCAGAAAAUGAAGUUGAUACUUUUCCUAAUUAUGGUCGAAUAUUUUGGGGUAUUCAUAUAAUGAAUUUAGAAACCAAUUCAGUGAUUAUAAAUAGCAGAUCAAAUAAUUGUCGUUCACAUCAUGGCUUAAUCAGUUCAUCACCACCAGGUCAUUCACAGUAUCCAAGACAUCUACGUUUUCCAGACAAUUUUUUCGAUGUUCUCUGUCCAGAUAGAGUGUUCAGUGAAGGCAAACCGAUUUUAAAACUUGCUUGCAGUUCAGUGGAGUUUAGUCGAUUGACUAAUUUAUUUCAUGAUUAUAAAGAUGAAAAUCAAGAAUUGGUCAAUGUUGUCCUGCUGUCAUCAUCUGGAGCAGGUUUUAAACAGUUAUGCGUUAUAUUAGAUGAAGUUGAUGCAUUCAUUUUAAUGGAACCGAAUACAUUUGUCUGGGAUACAUGUGGUCCGCAUACAAUAAUUUCUUCAUUAGGCGGUGGUAUUAUCCAAUUGAAAUCAGCUUUAGAAUCAGUUAAAGCAUCAUUACAAUCUAUGCCAAACAAUUUGGAUAGUGUCAGACAAAUAAUAUUGAAUAAUUUGUUCAAAUUUCAAAUUACUUAUAAUAAAAUUAUAAAAUCAACGCAAGAGAUUCAGACUGUCAAUUCAUCGAAUCUCUCCAAAUGUUGUAAUCGUCAAGGUCUACUGGUGUAUAGAAAUCCAAUGUUAGCUAGUCAAAUAUUAGUCCAUAUCGCAUUGAAUCAGAAAUAACAAUAAGAAGUAGAAUAAGACGGUGAAGAGUAGGAGCAGGAGGAGGAGAUGGAAUUCAUUCUGAGUAGAAUCUGAACAAAAAAGAAACCAAAAGUAUCCUGUGAUCAUGUAACUAACUGUCAACUCUCUACAUAUAACAAUGCCUUCCUUAUUGAAUCUCUCCUCUGCAUAUUAUAUCGGUCAAUUUUUUUUUAUUUUCUUUCUACUUCGAAACCAACAACAUUCAGCAUGAUCAAAUAACUAACCAACCAACCAAUCAACCAGGUAACUCAUUCAAAGAUGACAGUGACCUUCCACACCUCCGUCACAUACACACACUAACACACUUGCAAACACACAUCAGUAACAUCAGUAAAUGUUAUCGAUAUUAGAUGAUUGGUAUUCACAAUAAUCCUCUUUUGAUAUUUCAUUUAUUUAUUUAUUUAUUUCAUUGGAAUAAUCCUAAAAAUUUCUCAACUUUUUUUCCGGGGGUGGUCUCUUCACUUUCAACUAUUUACUUUGUUCAUUUCUUGCACUCUCACUCACUCACUCAGUCAGUCACUAUCACUCCUUCCUUCAACACAUUCCCUUUUAUCAUUAUUAACUAUGCUGUUAUACAUAGUAGCCUUCAUUAAUAUGUUGAGUACGCCUGCUUCUCUUAUCUGUACACCUUUAAUUUAAAAAAAAAGAAAGAAAAUGGCAAUUCAAGGUAUAUAUUUGUGUCUUUCAUGCAAAUGCAUUUAUCCACUCUCUUUUUUCCAUACUUAGUUGAUAAUUUAUUUUAUAUUUAUAUAUUUAUUGUAUCAUCAGAUAUAUAUUUCCCUAAUUCUAUAAC
Messenger RNA from Trichobilharzia szidati, 1942 nucleotides. Lineage: Eukaryota; Metazoa; Platyhelminthes; Trematoda; Strigeidida; Schistosomatidae. The record is from the annotation of a GenBank genome assembly.